Messenger RNA from Prunus armeniaca (apricot), 816 nucleotides. The record is from the annotation of a GenBank genome assembly. Lineage: Eukaryota; Viridiplantae; Streptophyta; Magnoliopsida; Rosales; Rosaceae.
AUGUCUGCCAUGGUCUCAGCUCUAGCUCAAGUGAUUGGAAUCACUGACCAAACCCCAGUGGUUCAAGUGCCCGCCGAGCCAUUGGCAAACCCCCUGCCCAGCGCCACGGAAUUGCAUGACGAUCAACCUCCUCAACUGCAGGCUGCUCAAAAUCAAGGUAAUGUGAGGAGAAGGCACUAUAGAGGUGUGAGGCAGAGACCUUGGGGAAAAUUUGCAGCGGAGAUUCGUGAUCCAAAUAAGGCAGCCCGAGUGUGGCUUGGAACCUUCGAAACAGCCGAGGCUGCCGCACUUGCUUAUGAUGCGGCAGCUUUGAGAUUCAAAGGAAGCAAAGCUAAGCUUAAUUUCCCAGAAAGAGUUCAAGGAGGAGCUGAGUUGGGUUACCUCACAACAACUGGUCCACAAGACUUAGCAGCUGGGGGGAGUCGAAGAACUGAAUUGGCUCAUCACAAUCAGCCUCUUUCUGAUCAUCAAUAUCAACUGCAGGCAAAUCCCAAUGAUGUUAAUUUUACUCAACCUGAUCAAUAUGCACAAUUUUUUCGAGGCGGUAAUUAUGAGAACCUAAGUUACGAUGUUUUACCAAAUACUUUUUACGAGAGAGAAAGAUCAUUUGUUUCCCAGACUUUAUCAGCUACCACUACUACAUCUUCAUCAUCAUCUUCAGUGCCUUUCGUACCAUAUCAACAAGAAGAUCAAGAUCAACAUGUACAACAACAACAGCCGUUAAGCUUUUCUAUGGCGCAGCAGCCGUUUGGUUCUUCUUCUUCUUCGAGUUCAGACCCUUAUAAGAAAAAGAAAGACUUUGGACAGCACCCUUAG